Molecule: messenger RNA, 2268 nt
Organism: Anthonomus grandis grandis
Lineage: Eukaryota; Metazoa; Arthropoda; Insecta; Coleoptera; Curculionidae
Product: KRAB-A domain-containing protein 2-like
Exons: 2
Coding region: 21-1844 (607 amino acids)
Biological process (GO): DNA integration
Molecular function (GO): nucleic acid binding
Source: RefSeq, a predicted model, not a curated record
CGAAAACGUGUGCUAGUGCCAUGGAAGACCUUAAGUUACGUUUCAGUGAUGAUUUGCAACAAUUAAUUUGUGAUAGCAAUGAUCGUAGCAAUAUUUUUACAAGAGAAAGAUACUAUGAAAUACUUUCAGAGGUAAAGGAAGCAAAGGCUUGUAAAAGUAACGGUGACCCAAUUUCUUCAAAACAAAGGCGACGAUUGAAAAGGUACGAUAUUUUAAAAAUUGGUGAAACUGAAAAGCUGAUAGAGAAGAGGGCGGAUGAGACUGCUGAGCUGCGUUAUUUCUGCACGACUGAUGAAUUAUUUGAUAUCAUUCAUUCUGCUCAUGUAGGAGCAGGGCAUAAGAGAUUACGAGGUUUGUUUUUUGGAGUUUUUCCAACCGACAUAAAAUCUAAUUAUAUUCUUUUAUUUAUUGUAGUGAUGGACUCAGAAUUAAAGAGGAAAUAUUGUAAUAUAACACGGCAAAUAAUUGAGGUUUAUUUAUUUAUUUGCAAAGAGUGUCAAUUAAAAAAGAAAGUGCAACGAAAAUGUUUAGUGGUUAAACCAAUUUUAACAAAUGAAAUGAAUUCGCGCUGUCAAGUAGACUUAAUUGACAUGCAAAGUGAACCAGACCAAGAUUUUCGUUUCAUUCUCAAUUAUCAGGAUCAUUUAACAAAAUUCACCGUGCUAAGAGCACUAAAAACAAAGACAGCUGAAGAAGUGGCCUAUCAUUUAUUAGAUAUUUUCUGUUUGUUCGGCGCCCCUAUGAUUUUACAAAGCGACAAUGGCAGAGAAUUUGCAAACCGCAUCGUAGAAAAUCUUGCUGAAAUGUGGCCCGGAUUGAAGUUGGUCCAUGGAAAACCUCGUCAUUCGCAAAGCCAAGGGUCCGUAGAGAGAUCGAAUCAAGAUGUAAGGGACAUGUUGGUUACAUGGUUGGCUGACCAAAACACAACGAAAUGGUCUGAAGGACUGCGGUUUGUGCAAAGCAAUAAAAAUCGUUCUCUGCAUACAGGAAUAACUAAAAGUCCUUAUGAAGCUAUGUUCGGCACGCCUCAAAAGAUCGGUCUUAAAGAUUCGUCACUUCCUAAGGAACUGCUAUCGAACAUUAAAACAGAAGAGGAACUACAAAAGUUGUGCAAUCAAGAAAAUUCAGACGAACGAGAAGAUGGACAUUUGCGUCUAGUUGACGACGAUAAUUCGAUAAACAGAAGGAAUACUGAAGAUAAACAACAACAACAACAACAAGAGAAAAAUGUCUGUACAAUAUGCGAAAAAGAAAUGUCAGAUUCCCUUAGAUGUUCAGUUUGUUGCUUAUCUAUUCAUAUCAUCUGCGGAAAAGCCAAGGAAGGAAAUGGAGGGGGUGAACAAAGCAUUAUAUGUAAUCGAUGUUUACGAAAUGAAAAUAUUAGUAAUGUACGGGUCGAGGCUAAAGGUGAACUGGAAAAGCAGGCCGAGAAAAUGAUCGCUCUCUCGAAUUCAAAGUUACCACCUAUUGAUGUAGGAAAAACCGUUAUUAUACGAGUACCUGAUGUGGACAGAGGUAGACUUGCCCCGAGAAACGUGUUAGCUGUUGUACUCAGUAUAAAUGACUCUGGACUUUAUCAGCUUGGAACGAAAGAUGGAACUUUGCAAUCGCUGUAUAGCCGUAAUGAGUUUACCUUAGCCGACUCCGACUUUAUUGAUAUUUCAACAGUCCCGUCAACGUCUGUAUCUCUUCGAACUGCUUCUGGCUUAGCAUCUGGAUCGAAACAAGGCUUUAUACAGUGCAAUUGCAAACGAUAUUGCAUCGACAGAAAAUGUGGGUGUAGGGCCAAGAAAGUAGUGUGUAACAGUAAAUGUCACCGCAACAGUUCAUGUAAAAAUAAGUAAGCCCUUAAGGUUCCAAAAGUUUUACGUAUUUUGAUUUUCUCUGUUUCUUUUAGAGUUGAUUUUGUUACUUUUAACAUUUGAAUGUUAUACUUACAUAAACAAUAAAAAUAUUUUUCCAUAUUACACUGGCCUUUGAACGAUUUUUUUAUGUGUUCGACGCGUUUUGGCAAUGUGACAAAAGUCAGAUUGCUUUCAGGCUAACUGCGAAAAGUCAAUACGCAUUCUGGAAAUUUUAAAAGAUCCAAAACGCGUUCUGGUAAUUUGAAAAGAUCCAGAACGCAUUCUGGUAAUUUCAAAAGGACCAGAACGCGUUCUGGUCUACAUUUAACGGCCGGAACGCGAUUUGUCGGACUUUGGUAAUAGGUUAGUGGCCAGAACGCGUUUUGGCCGUAUUUUUCGACCAUUGGCCGAAAUCGGUGUUUGA